Molecule: messenger RNA, 1557 nt
Organism: Daldinia caldariorum
Lineage: Eukaryota; Fungi; Ascomycota; Sordariomycetes; Xylariales; Hypoxylaceae
Product: feruloyl esterase
Exons: 2
Coding region: 1-1557 (518 amino acids)
Source: RefSeq, a predicted model, not a curated record
AUGAAGGUUAAUAUUCUAUUUGGUUAUUUGCUUCCGGUUGCUACUUAUGCUUAUACGCUGGAUAGCACCGCACCUUGGCAAGUACAGGAUUGCUCCAAAUUUGCCUCCUCACUUCAAAGCAUAGGUGAUGGCGUAACGAUCUCAAAUUCUAGCUAUAUACCCCCAAACUCCUUGAACAUUAGCAGCAACAAGGUCAACGAAUAUCCGUUAUGUCGCCUAUCCGGUAAAGCCCCGUACCCCGGGAACAAUUCGGUCAUUUUCGAACUCUGGCUGCCUGCUGCCGAGAGGUAUAACGAUCGAUUCCUCGUCGUAGGCAAUGGCGGCAUGGCGGGCGUCGUCGCCGAGAGCGAUAUGAUAGACAACCUCAACGAAGGAUACGUAGUCGCGGGCGGUAACUCGGGUCACUUGGCUUCUGAGAACAACGAUGGCAAUGGCGCGCCUGGUGUAUACUUACCGUAUCUACAUGACGAGGAGCAGAUCAAGUCGUGGAUACACGAUUCGAUAGUACGGUUUACUCCGGCAGCGAGGAACAUAACCACCGCGUUCUACGGGAAAGCGCCCAGAUACAGCUAUUAUAAGGGAUGUUCAACAGGCGGUGCCCAAGGCUUCGCGUUAGCACAGUUCCAUCCGAACUUAUUCGACGGGAUUGUCGCGGGAUGCCCGGGUAAUUGGUAUUCCCAUCUCGCGCUCUCCUUUCUCUGGAACUCCCAAGCCACUCAGGGUCCUAACUCUCUAGCUCAAACUGCCCUUGAUCUCAUAACCCAGGCUGUUCUAGCAAAAUGCGACGCUAUUGACGGAGUCGAAGACGGCGUCCUUGAAAACCCCCUGGCGUGUGACUUCGAUAUCUCGACACUAGCGUGCGAGCCCUCGGAAACCAACUCGGCUACUUGUCUCAUGCCAAACCAACUAUCAGCUGCUCGUAAGCUCUACGCGGGCCCCGUCGACUCUCGGACCAAUGCGUCUCUAUACCCAGGGUUCUCGUUUGGAAGCGAAACGGAGUGGGCAGUGCAAGAAGGGAUUCUUGCCGACGUAUUCUCAAUCCCGAUCCUACAGAACAGGGUUUUCGACAACUUAUCCUACGACGCCUCGACUUUUGACUGGGCCGCGGAUGUCGAUGCAGUGGACGACAGAGUCGGCAGGCUCAUCGACGAGAUCAGCCCGGACCUAUCCGGAUUGAAGACCGCUGGCUCUAAGAUGAUCGUGUACCAAGGCUGGGCGGACCCGUUCAAUGCCGCUACGUGGCCGAUGCAGCAUCUCCACCAGAUCGAAGACUUUUUCGGCGGCGACGUGAGCGACUGGUUUCGGUUAUUUAUGGUGCCGGGUGGCGGACAUUGCGGUUCGGCCUCGAAUUAUCCGCAGGUCCCGGGAACGUGGCAUGCGCUUGAGGCGAUUGUGCGAUGGGUUGAGACGGGAGAGCCGCCAUCCGAGAUGAUUGGGACUAACCCUUCUGACGGGAACUUGAAGGAUAAGACGAGUAAGCUCUGCCCUUGGCCACAGACUGCCCAUUUGCGAGGCAGCGAUGUAAACGACUGGAAUUCAUAUGUGUGCGAAAGUUGA